Molecule: messenger RNA, 783 nt
Organism: Cannabis sativa
Lineage: Eukaryota; Viridiplantae; Streptophyta; Magnoliopsida; Rosales; Cannabaceae
Exons: 2
Coding region: 185-550 (121 amino acids)
Source: RefSeq, a predicted model, not a curated record
CAAAAAUGGCGAAGUUACCAAGAAGGUGAAGAAAUUAAAAAAAUAAUGAAAAAGGAAAGAAAGAUGAAGAGGAAAAGGUUAGUAGAAUAUGAGAAAUGGCUAAGAAAUUUCCUCAUCUUUUCUUCUCUGUUAUAUACCCAAAGCAAAACGACUUGAUUCACAUACGAAGAAGAAGAAAACCGAAAUGUCUGGCAUGAUACCUGGAGUAGGAGUCCCUCACCGGAGGAGACCAAAUCACCACCACCACAGCCACAGCCACAGCCACAGCCACAGCCACCCCCCUCAUACUCCUUACGACGGAGAUCACCGUCACACUUCCAUGCAAUUGAGCCAAACUGCUAUCUCUGCUCGCCAACGAUUGGAGAAAAGGCUCCGACCAAGAUCCUCGUGUAAUUUGAAUCAUCAAAUUGGGGAUGGAGGACUGAACCCUAGAACCGAAACCAUGGAUGAUGAAAAUUGUAAUAAUAAUAACAAAAAAUUGAGUUUAAAAUUCACGAGGAUGAUGAGGCCGUGGAGCUUCCCAUCGCACGGAAAGGUCAACCCUUUUUAAUGAGAUAUUCAGUCUAGAAAAAAGCUUCCCAUCAAAUUGGCCAAUUUUUUCUUCUUUUUUGGAGGUUAAUUUUUAACAUUUACAUUUCUAACUUAGAACAAACUACUUGGAGGAGUUAGAGAUAUUGAGAAUUGGGCUAUUCAUGCCCUGUUUUCUUGUUUUGUUGUAUGUAAUGUUUGAAAUUUAGGUGUAUAUAUUUAAUAAAUUCAAUGAAGUUAUAACAUAAUUCUCUU